AUGAGACUUUUUAACGGACUUUUCAGAAUCCCACAACAAUUCCCAAAAAGGUUCAGUCACGACCAGAUUCGUAGACUAGGUCAGGCUCCACAGGGGAAUAACGUGGACAAUAUUGAAUCAGCCUGGGAGGAGGCGAAACGUUUUUUCUAUAGACCCUCGUAUAGUUACCAGGAAUUUGCUAAAAGAGUAGAAUGUGUUCGUCUAUUUCUGUUUUGGGGCCUGGUUACUGGCCUUGCAGCCGACUUAGUUUUUAGGCCUUUGAAGACCAACUUCUGGUUCACCUUUAACUUCAAGGACCGAUUUAAGCCUAAGGAGCCUACGAGUCUACCGCCUUUAAACGAGAAUCACAUGACCGACGCCUCUAUGGAAUACAAUAGAAUAUGCAACUUUUAA
Theileria orientalis strain Shintoku is the source of this 393-nucleotide messenger RNA. RefSeq lists its product as hypothetical. The record is from RefSeq and is a predicted model, not a curated record. Lineage: Eukaryota; Apicomplexa; Aconoidasida; Piroplasmida; Theileriidae. Bases 1 to 393 code for a protein of 130 amino acids. The transcript has 2 exons.